Messenger RNA from Drosophila sechellia, 3550 nucleotides. It is a transcript of the gene zyd, whose product is annotated as sodium/potassium/calcium exchanger zydeco. The record is from RefSeq and is a predicted model, not a curated record. Gene Ontology annotation, molecular function: calcium channel activity; calcium, potassium:sodium antiporter activity. Gene Ontology annotation, biological process: intracellular calcium ion homeostasis; calcium ion transmembrane transport. The transcript has 8 exons. NCBI's taxonomy places the organism in Eukaryota, Metazoa, Arthropoda, Insecta, Diptera, Drosophilidae. Gene Ontology annotation, cellular component: plasma membrane. Bases 158 to 1738 code for a protein of 526 amino acids.
UGCUGGUUUAGUUCAUUAUCAACGCUUGAGACUCCGACUUGUGAUAUACAAAAAUAGAAAGACGAGGCAGUCGGAAUAAUUCGGCAAUUCGGAAGCCCUUGUUCCCCGAUCUUCUGAAGCGUUUUUUUUGUUCGGUGAAAAUUUGUUGCAGUGCAGCAUGAAAUAUAUAAAUUGCACUCAGCCCGCCAUCGAUGACUUCCCCCGAGACCUGUUCUCGGAGGCGCAAAGACAGUCUGGUGCUGUUGUACUUCAUGUUAUAGCCAGUUUAUAUUUAUUUGUAGCCUUAGCCGUAGUGUGUGAUGAGUACUUUGUGCCAGCAGUUGAGAAAAUAUGUGCAGCACUCAACAUGUCCAAUGAUGUGGCGGGUGCCACGUUCAUGGCCGCGGCCACCUCCGCCCCAGAGCUAUUUGUCAACGUGAUAGGAACCUUUAUCACGGAGGGCGACAUCGGAGUGGGCACGAUUGUCGGAUCGGCGGUAUUCAACAUCCUGGCAGUGGCCGCGUGCUGCGGAAUCGGAGCUGGCAUGACAAUACCCCUGGACUGGUGGCCACUUACGCGGGACAGCAUCGCAUACGGAGUUACAGUGGCCAUUCUCAUUUGUGUGAUGCACGACGAGCGCGUCGAGUGGUAUGAGGCCCUCAUCCUGGUCUCCCUGUAUGCCGUCUAUCUUGCGGUCAUGUAUUUCGACAAAUCUUUCCAAAAGUGCGCCAAAGGUGGCGUCAAGCAGGCUCGUUCUCGCAGCCGGUCCUCCAACUGCAGCAUACAUACAAAGAACAGCAACGAGAAGGAACCAGAGCUCGUGGAAAACCGCAUUUGCCAGAACAUGGCGAACAUACAGCUAAACGGAGGACUUAACAAUGAACAGGCCAAGGCCACAAGCACAGCCGGAACCGGUACCACCACCGUUUCGAUAACCACCUCGACCAUGACCACAACUUUGAGCACCACCCACAGUGCCGGAGCAGGAGGAGGAGGUGGAGCAGUUGGUUCAGCACCAGGGGCCAUUGUGCAGAUGGCACCAAUAGACGGUGCCGAGGCAGAAUCUCAGGUGGCCGUAGCAGGCGCUGACGAGGAACGUAAGGAGGAGGGAUACUCGCUGCUCACAUACCCGAAGGACAAGAGCUGCUUUUCCCAAUUUACCUGGCUCAUCAUUUGGCCGAUCCAUCUGCUAUUUCGCAUUGCCAUUCCUGACUGCAAGAAGGCCAAAAACAAUAAGAUUUUCCCACUGACCUUCAUCAUGUGCAUAGUUUGGAUCGGAUCGCUUUCCUAUGUAGUUGCGUGGAUGAUAACCAUAAUUGGAGACACACUAAAGAUUCCUGACUCGGUGAUGGGGAUAACGUUCCUGGCAGCUGGUACCAGUGUUCCUGAAGCGGUGUCUAGUGUUAUUGUGGCGAAGCGCGGUCACGGAUCGAUGGGAAUCUGUAACUCUAUUGGGUCAAACACCUUCGAUAUCCUGCUGUGCCUGGGGGUUCCCUGGCUGAUCAAAGCAGUAUUUUUCCCGAUCCAACCAGGCCAAAACUACGUGGCCAUAAACUCCGCCGGAUUGGAGUACUCGGCGAUCACUUUGUUGUCGACACUGUUCCUGCUUUACCUGACCUUCUCCACAAACAAGUUUAAGCUGGACAAGAAGGUGGGCACUGCCUGUCUGGUGAUGUAUCUGGUCUUCAUGGUUUUCGCCUCCCUCAUCGAACUUAAUGUGUUCUUCCGCGUCAACCUGCCCACCUGCGGACGAUCAUGAAAUUGGUCUGCGUCUAAGAGUUGUGGGAUAUACGAAGGACGACCUGUAAAAUGUGACGUUUUGAUGAGCGAUAUACCAUUUCGGAUGAAUAGAUGGAGUGAAGAGAUGACAGUCUUCUGGCGCUAGCUCCGUAUCCGAUUCAGUUUGCGGCAGCUGGCUGGAACAACCCUAAGUGCAGUGGUUUAAUUAAUUAAUAUGUAUUUUCUGUUCUAUUCUAUCUACUUUGAUAGUUGAGUUACGUUAUACGUUAUGCUGUUAUUGUAAUAUUUUUUUUUUUUAUUAUUAUUAAAGUAGACUCUUUCACAAUCUACGGUUGAAACCCAAAAGAUAAAUUCAGAUGAAUGAGAAGAAAUUAUAUAAUUUACGGAACGGUGCAAAGGGAGAAAUGAAAACUAAUAACAAACCAAAAAAAUUAAUAAUGUAUUUAUAUGAUUAAUAUACAUAUAUGAGAUUUAACAAAGUCUUUAGUGAUAGUGGAUAUUGUUAAUUGGAUUGCCCUGGCUUGUAGGACAGAGUAUCACUGUGGACGGCAGUCCACGUAGUGACGAGUGCUCCCGAAAAUUGAUCGAAGGCGCUGUAGUAGUCCGAUCAUUCAAGUGAUACCACACAUCGAAAGGUAAAAGGGAUUGCAAAUUGCAAAUAAAGUCUUCUGAAUAAAUAUAUACUCUUAUUGUUUACGAAAAAAAGCGUUGAAAGUGAAAAGUACAUAAUUAAAAAAUUGUACUAUUCAAAAUAAAUGAAAAUUUAUAUCGGUUUGUCGGUCUGCAAAUAAACUUUGUUUUAAAAUUCUAAGCAGCUCGAUAUAAGAAACUUUAGCCAUUCCACAUGGUUUUGAAGAGGGAAAAAUACUCUAUAAAUAGAUCAAUUUCACACUUAUAAAAGUGCCGUUAAAGGGACUUUCCAAAUUUGUUUUCUGUAUCUAAAGUAAAGUUCCAAAGUUCUAAAGCGUAUUCACCCUAAUACAAAAACAUUGCUAACACCGUGUGCAUUAGUUUAUAUAUAUGGCGUUUAAUUCUGUUUUUAUUUAACACUUUCCUUCUCAUUUUCGGUUACAAGAAAUCUAUUGAGCAUUAUCUAGCAUUCAGUCGAAGUUAAUUAGCUUAUUAAGCGGGAAACAUCUAUAAAAGUGUCUUCUAGAUUGCUACCUAACCAAAACUUGGUGGCGAGUAAAAUGUACAUUUAUUGUACUGUAUUUGUAAUGUGUGGAUUAAACAACCAAAAUCAAAAUUGUUUGCUUAAUAGAAUGUUGUGAUUUGUGGUAGCAAUAGAAUAUGGCAAUACAAAUAUUAAAACGAAAAUUAUCAAAAUAUUUUUCAAAAGAGUGACAAUUAUGGGCAGUUUCUAUACAUCAAUUCGGAGUCUCUUGUGUUGGCCAUUUGCAGUUGUAAUCCAGUAAUCUGAAAUCGUUUUCAAGAUAAAUUUAGGCUUUAACUUUUAUCAAAUGAAAAUAACAUAUAUAAUUUUAAUCAACUACAUGUAAUAUUUUGUUUCAAAAAUUCUCAGAUCAAUAUUGUUGAGAACGGGUUUUUCUCUGAUUGUAUAUUAUAGAAAAAGUUGUCAUUACCGAAUAGGAACAAAACAAUGCAACUCUGAUUUCUUUUCUAGUAUAUAUCAUUAUUUUCAUACCAUGUUUAAACCGUAAUGAAACCCGGAAAAAAAAUAAUGAACGAACAUGUUUUAGAAUAAUUGCACUUCGGACUGCACCAGUAUCAGUUAUAUAUAAGUGACGUAUAGGCAAACCCCUAAACCACCAGUGCCAGCCAACCACAUGUAUAUCCUGAGAUGUAAAAUAAAAUGUAUCCCAAAGCAAAA